Molecule: messenger RNA, 1007 nt
Organism: Drosophila suzukii
Lineage: Eukaryota; Metazoa; Arthropoda; Insecta; Diptera; Drosophilidae
Source: RefSeq, a predicted model, not a curated record
AUUAGUCCGUUAAAAUUGAUUUCAAUAUUUAAAACAUUAGUAGUAUUAGUAUUAACAUUUUUAAAAAAUUCGUAUUGUAUUUCUUACUUAAGAAGUACAAAUUAUAUAGUCGGAUAUAUUUCGCCUUAGAAAGGGUAUAAGUGCAGUGGCACGCGCCAACAGCGAAGAGAAAACAAAAGAAAUCAAGCAAAGGGGUGAGAGGAAGACUUGGUGCAUUUGCAUUCUAAUUUGAGUGAUUGCAAAAGAAGGAUCGAUUUCAAUUGUGCGCAUCAGGCAUCAGCUUAACUAAAACGUGUUUUAAAGUUGAAAUUAUAAACCCAGUAUGUCUCAACCUGAAUCAAAAAUUCGUCGUGUCCAGUUUGAUGUGGAGGAAACCCCAUCGGUCUCUAAUUCAACUGAACGACAAAUAUCAGAGUUGAAAGAAGAGGUUCUCCAAAACCGCAAGGAGAUUUCUAUUGUGUCUCAGAAGUUGGACAUAUUGGUGGAAAAACUGGCGGAAAACACCGCACUUUUAAAAGUAUCAGUGGAUCCUGAGAAAGAGAUUUCGGGCGCGGUACAAUUUCCGCUUAAAACAGAAGAGGAACUUAACGAGUUCGAAAAUUCGUUGACGCCGGAACUUAUCGGCUUUUACGCAAGUAUCGAGCAAGGCCGACUUGUUUUUGCAUUUUUAUGUUUCUUUUUUAUAUCUAUUUGCAGACAAAGAAAAUAUCAAAAAUAAUUGGGAGCGAACCGCUGUCAAAGCGGUUCAAACUGAUUAUAGCAGAAGACAUUAUCAAUGCCUACAAUUUGGACGGGUCCAACGGGAAAAAGUCCCUCAGAUGCCGUAUAGGGUUAUACGGAGUUCUUAAAGGAGCGUUGGCCAAGGACUCCGAGGACCCGGACAAAUCGUUAAGAAAGGCAAUGACAAAUGUGAAAAAUAAACUUACCAAGCAAAAACACAGAAAUAAUAACUGUACAAUUUUCGAAAAUCUUAAUAAUACAGUAUAAUUAAAAUUAAAUAAAAUGAA